GUGGUAAUUAAAUUCGUCACUUAAACCUUUUACAGAAGGUACUUCGAAGAGUAUUCUCUACAUAAUCUAUUGGCACAGACACUGAUGUCCGAUUUACUGUCGUGAUCCUAGUGCCCCCAAUGUCAUUUCGAUCUUUCCUCUUCCUCGCGCGCUUCACGAAGCAGCACCACCGUCCUCAUCUCUCCAUGCGUCGUUCCCCACUCUCCUCUCUCCAUGUGCCAUCCUGUUCUCCCCACCACCCUCCCCAUAUCGACGAGCGCCUCGUCCUCGACCAAAUUUCCCACCUUUUUCCCAUUCCCACUUCCAAAUCCCAAAACCCCGUUUCGAAACCCCUCAAACCGCCACAACCAGACGUGAAAUCGGUGGACGCGUUUUUACCCGCCGAAGACAAACUGCGCGGAGUCUUCCUCCAGAAGCUAAAGGGCAAGGCUGCAAUCGAAACUGCUUUGUCCAAUGUUGGUGCUGACGUGGACAUUAGCAUUCUCGGUAAAGUACUGAACAAUGGGAACCUCAGUGGUGAAUCUAUGGUUAGGUUUUUCAACUGGGCAAUUAAACAACCAGGGGUACCCAAUGAUGUUGCUAGUUACCAUGUGAUUGUUAACGCACUAGGAAGAAGAAAGUUUUUUGUGUUUAUGAUGGGUGUGUUGUGUGACAUGAGAAAACGUGGCAUUGAUGGUGAUUUGUUGAUGUUGUCUAUUGUUAUUGAUAGUUUUGUUAGGGCUGGUUAUGUGUCUAGGGCAAUUCAGAUCUUUGGGAGCAUGGAUGAUCUUGGGGUUCGGCGUGACACCGAGGCUUUGAACGUGCUUUUGUUUUGUCUAUGUCAUCGUUCUCAUGUUGGUGCUGCCAAUUCUGUGUUGAAUUCGGUGAAGGGGAAGGUGUGUUUUGAUGUUGGUACAUACAAUGUGGUUGUUGGUGGGUGGUCUAAGAUUGGUAAGGUGGGUGAGGUUGAGAGGAUUAUGAGGGAAAUGGAGGCUGAUGGGGUUGCACCCGAUUGUAGGACGUUUGGAUUCCUUAUGGAGAGCUUGGGGAGGGUAGGUAGAAUGGAUGAAGCUGUUAAAGUUUUUUGUGGUAUGAAGGAGAAGAAUUGCCAACCAGAUACUGCUGCUUAUAAUGCAAUGAUUUUCAAUUUUGUGUCUGUUGGGGAUUUUGAGGAGUGCAUGAAGUAUUAUAAUAGGAUGUUGAGUGAUAACUGUGAACCUGAUCUUGAUACGUUUGAUAGAAUAAUUAAUGCGUUUCUCAGAGUGAGGAAAGUGGCUGAUGCGCUUCAGAUGUUCGAUGAGAUGUUGAAGCGAGGUGUGGUGCCGUCUAUUGGGACCAUAUCAACCUUUAUCAAACGAUUGUGCAGCUAUGGUCCACCUUAUGCUGCUUUGGUGAUAUACAAGAAGGCAAGAAAAUCAGGGUGUGUGAUAUCAAUGGAAGCUUAUAAGAUACUGCUUAUGCGGCUUUCUGACGUAGGAAAAUGUGGAACAUUGUUGAGCAUAUGGGAGGAGAUGCAAGAAUGUGGGUACAGUUCAGAUUUGGAAGUUUAUGAGUAUAUCAUCAGUGGUCUUUGCAACGUUGGACAACUGGAAAAUGCUGUUCUUGUUAUGGAGGAGGCUUUGGGCAAAAGGUUUUGCCCAAGGAGGCUAGUAUUUAGUAAACUAAGCAACAGGCUGCUUGCUACAAAGAAAACAGAGAUGGCUUACAAGCUGUUUCUGAAGAUCAAACAUGCCCGUUCACUUGAAAACGCAAGAAAUUAUUGGCGUGGUAAUGGUUGGCACUUUUGAACCUGAGGCAAAGGUUUCCAAACCAAGUGUGCCAACUCAUCUGGAGAUCGCGUAUUAUAGUCCUCUUGCUAGAAGUUGGCUGAAGAGAAAAAUGUCAGUUAUCAAUAACAAAUUAUACGGUUGAAGGUCUUUCAGAAUAGACACAGAUAAUCUAUUUCCCUCACUGAUGUAGGUACCACUCUCUAUCAUUAAAGGAACAGGAAAUGAAGGACUCAUUGUGAAGGCUGAUAUUGAAGAUUUCUUAGCUUCUAGUCAAGUUUCCGCACCCUGAAGAAAUCCUGAAAUUUUAUUAGAUGAUAUUUCUGCUUCAAGUGUAAAUCAAAGACCAGUUUUUGGACCAUGUCAAAUGAUGUUCUAAUUUUGUUGUGAACAUAGUUUCAUACGGCUUCUUGGUCCAGCUUCACGGCUGUUAUUAUCAAAGCAAACUAUUCCUCAUUACUAUUUAUCAGUGGAUGCAUGUGUUGAUGAACUCAUGAGUUUGCGGUGCAAACUCAAUUCAUUGCAAGAAGCCUCUGGUGGCUCCCGCAUAUCAGUUGACCUUGUAAUCAAGCUGAGAGGAGGGUCAUUCCGGGAACAGGUUCUGAAGAAUUCAAGUUUGGUUCUUUCAUGUCUGUGACCCUCAGCUGUGAUCAUCGUGUUAUAGAUUGUAAUCAUUCAAUGAUGUUUUUUUUAAACUCAAAAUUAAGCUAAUUUUGUGGUAAAGCAUGUCAACAAUACACUUGUUCUGUUCAGGUGCAAUUGGUGCGGAAUGGCUAAAAGCAUUCAAGGACUAUAUUGAAAAUCCAGAAUCCAUGUUGUUCAAUCGGGUAUUUCUAUAUUCCCAUUUGGGUUUGGUUGUUCAUCAAUUUUUGAUUGAAGAAGUGUUUAGUCACUAAGAAUAAAUUUUGGGGAAAUGUGAUUGCUUUUUAUAAGAGAGGGUAGAUGAGGCAUUUAAUUUAAACCCACCAAUUUUGUUCACAACAGAUGCUGCCCCAGAUACACGGCUGAUUAUGUAACAAUUUUUUGAGAAGUUAAUUUUAUUUCAUU
Messenger RNA from Vigna angularis (adzuki bean), 2792 nucleotides. RefSeq names its product putative pentatricopeptide repeat-containing protein At5g43820. The record is from RefSeq and is a predicted model, not a curated record. NCBI's taxonomy places the organism in Eukaryota, Viridiplantae, Streptophyta, Magnoliopsida, Fabales, Fabaceae. Gene Ontology annotation, molecular function: protein binding. The coding region runs from base 120 to 1766 and encodes 548 amino acids. The transcript is spliced from 5 exons.